Molecule: messenger RNA, 813 nt
Organism: Aspergillus terreus NIH2624
Lineage: Eukaryota; Fungi; Ascomycota; Eurotiomycetes; Eurotiales; Aspergillaceae
Exons: 3
Coding region: 1-813 (270 amino acids)
Source: RefSeq, a predicted model, not a curated record
AUGUCUGACCCAGUUUGGUUUCAUGAUGCCGUAUGGCAGGAACGCCAGAUCAGUUUUCCAGACACCCCAGAGACCUGGAAGCCCAUCCAAAAACUUCAGGAGCUGUCCUGGAGUCGAACAAGAGAGGAGGCAGACGAAUGGGGAAGACCCCCUUUUGCAACCGCCGAGUUCCUGUGUCGGAGCCUGGAGAGCCCUAGCGAAGCCUAUUUGAAAAUCUACAUGCAAGUCCCCUACCAGGGGACCGAGACCCUCCCCGGUAGGCUUCGUGCCCUACAGGCGAACCUGUCGGACCUUCCACCGCUUCCGAGUGACACCGUCGAAGCUUGGAGACGCCUCACCACCAAUCAUGUCGACGUCACCGGGCAUCUGAUUGCAGAGAAGCGGGAGGCCCAAGGCGAAGAGGAUCAUGUUCCCGGCGGGUGGGCCGCGUAUAUCCUGGUGUCGAAGGUCCCAGGAAUCCCCCUGGGAGACCAGCAGUCCUACCUUCAACACGGGAUGUUCAAGUGGAAGGGAUAUUUCUGGACGUUGAGUCGCGAGACCCAGGGACCUCAUUCGUCUGCAGUUCGAAGCAGCACACAGGUCUCUAUUGCCGAGAGGGGCUUGAGCUGUCUUUACUGGGACGAGGACGCCAAGAAACUGUACGUCCACUCGGAUUUUCAGCUGCGGAGUAACCCAUCCACCAACAUCGAGGGUCUCUUCCACACUAUCUUUUACAGCGACUUUGGGCUCGCAAUGAUGCCUUACAACCUUGGUUCCUUGAAAGAUGGGCCGAUCUCAGUCGAAGAAUUGGAAGAAAUGGGUUGGGUCUUUUAA